UCCUCUGCAGAGUCUCUCUUUCAUCACUUUCUCGGAAAAAAAAAAAGUUUUUGUUUCUUUCUAUAGAGAGAUUGAGAGAUUACGAUACGAAGAAGAAGAGACCAUGGCGCUCGUGAAAUCUGAAACGAAGGCGUCGGGAAAUCAACAGCAGCAUUCUUCAAGGUUUACAUCUUCGCUUUACGUCGGUGAUCUUAGCCCAGACGUGACGGAGCAAGAUCUCAUCCACAAAUUCUCUUUGACUGUUCCUGUCUCCUCCGUUCAUCUUUGCCGUAACUCCGUCACCGGAAAAUCCUUGUGUUACGCUUACAUCAACUUCGAUUCUCCUUCCACCGCGUCGAAUGCUAUGGCGUGCUUAAACCAUACUGAUUUGAAGGGGAAGGCUAUGCGAAUAAUGUGGUCUCGGAGGGAUCUUCAAUACCGUCGUACUACUGGGCUUGGAAAUCUAUACGUUAAGAAUCUUGACAGCUCGAUCACUAGCAUUUGCUUAGAGCGAAUGUUUUCCCCCUAUGGAGACGUACUCUCUUGCAAAGUCGCUGAAGAGAAUGGCAAAAGUAAAGGUUUUGGCUUUGUUCAGUUUCAUACAGAGCAAUCUGCUGCAACUGCUCGUUCUGCUCUCCAUGGCUCUGUCGUUGAUGGCAAGAAACUGUUCGUAGCCAAGUUCAUCAACAAGAAUGAAAGAGCAGCUAUGGCAGGACAUCAAGAAUCCACAAACGUUUAUGUGAAGAAUCUGAUUGAAACUGUUACAGAGGAUUAUCUACAUACACUGUUUUCUCCAUAUGGGACAAUCUCAAGUGUUGUGGUUAUGAGGGAUGGUAUGGGAAGAUCUAGAGGUUUCGGAUUUGUCAACUUCUGCAAUCCAGUAAAUGAUAAGAAAGCUGUGAAAUCUCUCCAUGGACAACCACUUGGAUCGAAGACUUUGUUUGUUGGAAUGGCACUGAGAAGUGAUGAAAGGAAGGAGAUGCUGAAGCAAAAAUACAAGGGCAACUUUAUUGCCAAGUCUAACAUGGGAUGGUCCAAUCUGUACGUGAAGAACUUGAGUGAAUCAAUGAAUGAAACAAGACUGCGAGAAAUAUUUGGAAGCUAUGGGAAAAUAGUCUCAGCUAAAGUGAUGCGUCAUGAGAAUGGUAGAAGUAAGGGAUUCGGCUUUGUGUGUUUCUCUAACUGUGAAGCGUCCAAACAGGCUAAAAGAGAGCUCAAUGGGUUUAAAGUUGAUGGAAAACGAUUUGUUGUUCGAGUUGCUGAGCGCAAAGAGGAUCGACUCAAGAGGUUGCAGCAAUACUUUCAUGGACAACCACAGCAUUACACGCAAGUUCCUACUGUCCCUCAGCCAGUCCUCCCAUCUGUGCCCAGCAGCUUUCAUGGACAACCACAUCAUUACACGCAAGUUCCUCCUGUCCCUUCACCAGCUCAGGCAGUCUUCCCAUCUGUGCCCAGCUGCUUGUAUGGACAACCAUGUCAUUACACGCAAGUUCCUCCAGUCACUUCACCAGCUCAGCCAGUCCUCCCAUCUGUGCCCAGCAGCUUUCAUGGACAACCACAUCAUUACACGCAAGUUCCUCCUGUCCCUUACGGUGCAUCUUAUUACUAUAUGGCGCCUCAGUUACCACAAAUGUUUAGCCACCAAAACAUCACCACCUAUGUUCCAGCUGGCCAGGCUCCUCUCAAGGAGAAAAGAUCAGUGCACCUAGUCUACAAACACCCGGCUUAUCCCUUUGCCAAAAGUGGUGCCAAACAGAAACUUGUCUUUAAGGGUGAGGGUAACCGAACUUUAGAGGCUGCGACAUGCUCAAAAGCAACAACAUCUGCUGAGAACCGUAGAGAAGCAUCACCCGCUUUGAAAGUAAUGUCGUCACCAAAAGUGAAGAAGGCAGAGAAGUCAGGAAAACAAAUUGCACUAAUUGGAGGGGGCUGCUUAAACAUUGGCCCUGCUGCUGUGGCUUGACAUCUCUCACCGCUUAGAAUUCCACUGCUUUCAUUUUAACCCUUCAAUAGCUUUUGCUC
This is a messenger RNA of Camelina sativa (false flax), 2001 nucleotides long. RefSeq names its product polyadenylate-binding protein 6-like. Gene Ontology annotation, molecular function: RNA binding. The record is from RefSeq and is a predicted model, not a curated record. Lineage: Eukaryota; Viridiplantae; Streptophyta; Magnoliopsida; Brassicales; Brassicaceae.